Malassezia globosa CBS 7966 is the source of this 345-nucleotide messenger RNA. RefSeq lists its product as uncharacterized. The record is from RefSeq and is a predicted model, not a curated record. The coding region runs from base 1 to 345 and encodes 114 amino acids. Gene Ontology annotation, cellular component: mitochondrion. Gene Ontology annotation, biological process: iron-sulfur cluster assembly. Gene Ontology annotation, molecular function: 2 iron, 2 sulfur cluster binding; 4 iron, 4 sulfur cluster binding; iron ion binding. The transcript is spliced from 2 exons. Lineage: Eukaryota; Fungi; Basidiomycota; Malasseziomycetes; Malasseziales; Malasseziaceae.
AUGUGUAACCCAAAACUUGGUCUAGAAACUAAUAUCCAGAAAUUGCGCUCAAUCGCUGAAAAAGAGUGCGACCCCAAGCUCGGUCUGCGUGUGAUUGUGGAACCUGGCGGCUGCCACGGCUAUGUAUACAAGAUGGAGCUCACAAGUGAAUAUGAGAGUGAUGAUUUUGUCUUUGUCGAGUCUAAUGCUCGGAUCAUUGUUGACAGUAUAACAUUGUCACUUAUUAAAGGGAGCACCGUUGACUAUGUCACUGAGCUUAUUGGAAGUCAGUUCGCUAUUGUAGAAAACCCGCAAGCCAAAGGCAGUGGAUGUGGAUGCGGUGUCAGUUGGGAACCUAUUUUAUGA